Molecule: messenger RNA, 1824 nt
Organism: Penicillium verhagenii
Lineage: Eukaryota; Fungi; Ascomycota; Eurotiomycetes; Eurotiales; Aspergillaceae
Exons: 1
Coding region: 1-1824 (607 amino acids)
Biological process (GO): coenzyme A biosynthetic process
Cellular component (GO): phosphopantothenoylcysteine decarboxylase complex
Molecular function (GO): FMN binding; phosphopantothenoylcysteine decarboxylase activity
Source: RefSeq, a predicted model, not a curated record
AUGGAAGUGGAUGGCGAAGAAACAGUAAUUCCGAACAAAGAUGGUUACUGCAUUAGCUACGACCCGCCUUUGUCUGGCGCGACAGCACCUGUGCCACGACGUCGACGGCUACUCUUAUCGACUGACAGCGCCUUCGCUGAUACCAUACUCCCGUCGUUGGUGCAGAACCCCUACAUCGAGCUGCGAUUGAUCACCGAUGAACCUUCAGCUCUGCUGGCAGGCACGAACCGGAUACCGCAUUAUAUGGAUACCGUGGAUGGGCAGACAUUUGACAAAAAGACCGGAGCACGAAAAUGGCUCAAAGCAAAGACGGCAGAGCUUUGCGAGUGGGCCGAUAUGCUGCUUGUCGCCCCCAUUGACGCUGGAGCUCUCGGAUCCAUGUUAGCGGGGUUGACCAACACCUUGACAUUGGCGCUUUUGCGUGGCUGGAUCUCAACCAAGCCUGUCAUUCUCAUACCUGGGAUGACUGUUUCAGAAUGGGAAAAUCCGUUGACUCGCCGACAGCUCGAUGAACUUCAACGUUAUUGGACAUGGGUGUACACAAUAAAGCCCGUGCUUUGGAAGUCUAACGGACCCGAGGAUCUCACAACCUUGCCAUGGGGUGGGUUAAAGGAUCUGCAUGCCACAAUUCAACUAGCGCUGCAUAUACCGUCGAUGGCUGCAUAUAGGACUGCUGCAGAUUCUACGAAUGGCAAAUCUGUAGCGACACAAUCAUCCACUAAAGGGGCCCAAUCAUUAAAAUCUAGCAACCCCGCGGCAUCCGCCUUGCGAACUAUGCAGACCCACUGGCCGAAUUCCAAAAAGAAAGACCAGUCUUUGCCGCUUGAAUUAUGGCUUAAUAUUUUUGAAGAUCAGUUAGGGGAUUGGGAAAUUGCGAAAGCCGUUGGAAUCCCAAACCGCCUUCCCGUGCCCAAGGAAUGGCAGAGCCAUCUCUUGAAAAUGUCUACCCCUGCGUCUCUCGAAUACACAAUCCUGCGAGGUUCCUUUGCUGCUAUCAAAAGGCGCAUCGAUGCCCUUCCUCGUUGGAAGCCCGUGUCAGAUCUAGCAUGCCACCUCAUCGUGAAAUUCUCACGAACUGAUAUAUUGUCUUACCUAACCGAAAACCACAUCGAUCUUUUCUUUACGACGUCACGUCUCACCAACAUUCCCUACCGUGUGUCUUCGAUGUACGGCAACCCGACUGUUUUGACAUGGUGGCGUGACGCCCCUGCGCUCCCCAACAAAGAAUAUGCGGUCGAUGCUAUGGACGGUGCAUCUAGAUCUGGAUUUAUUCAAGUGCUAGACUGGUGGCUCCAUUCAGGGCUUGACCUGAAAUACAGUGAACGUGCUCUCGAGUCCGCCAGUGCUGAGGGCCGGGUCGCAGUACUUGAUUGGUGGAAAUCAGCAUCAGCAAAUUCUCCACGCUCGAAACGUAUUAUGAUGAAAGUUGGUAAAUCCGUUCUUCUCGCCGCACAGUCCGGUCGUACAGCCUCUUUGGCCUGGUGGGAUGCAUCAGGAAUUCCAUACAGCCAUGCGGAGAACGUUGCUCGCAUCGCUAGUACGCACGGCCAUAUUCACGUCCUGGAUUUCUGGUACCGUUUGAAGGGACCAAAGAUGAUCUUUGACAACCAAGUACUUGUCGGCCCAACCAAGAAUGGUCAUGACCAUGUACUACAAUGGUGGAAAGACUGCGGUCUGCGGGUCGAGUUCAAGACCUGUGACAUUGAAGAAGCUCUCGAAGACGCAGCCCCAGGUGCUGAUGUCCGCGUGCGUGCAUGGUGGGAACGCAAUGGCCUCAACCUGGGCCUCGGGACAAGAGAGUGGAUGAAGCCCAAGGUUCUUUAA